CCAAAACCUCUAGAUAUUCCUUUGGGGGUUGUUUCUAGCUUCUUUUUAACCAGAUAAAUAUUGUCUUUGGACGUGAUUCAAACCCAAGGAUACCCCUAGAAUACUUACGAUGGCUUUGGGGGCAUCUGAAAUUGUACCAUAAUGUCGUCGAUCAAACAACCUAGUAUGUCACAAUUUAUUACCGCGGUCAAGUCUUUCCUUGAGGACAAUGAGGAGGGCCCAAUUGAAGCGUUCUCCUCUCGCUUGUCCCCGUACAGGAUUGAGAGCCACCAUUUUGGAGGAGUAUCCAAAUUGAUUUUGGUCCUUGAGGAUCAAGGACUGUCACAGUUAGCAGGGGAAUUGCGAGACCAGCAGCCAAGUAAACGUACUGGCAAUCCUAGAACCACCCCUCAUAGAGGCGUUUUAGCAAAAAGGAAGACAAGGAAAGGAUUGAUGACAAAUAUAAUGCAUACCGCUCGCGCUUCUCCAGGAGAGAAUGAACAUUGUCGAAGGAUAGCAUCAUAUCGGCGCACUGGGAGUAGAAGUUAUAAUUCUCGAUCUACUGAAGCAGAGGUUCUUACCUCUAUCGCGGAGCCGUUGGAGACAAGAGAAGAUGGAAAUGAUCCUGCUCAUGAGUCACUGUCGGGUUUGUUUUGGAACAACGGCACGUUUUUCUCACCUUCUCGCGACGUUAGCAGGUCCUGUUCUCCAUGGAUGAAUUACGAUGAUAUUGAGCCAAGCGCGAGCGAAAACAGCCUAUUUUGUAUCAACCCUAUGACUUUCAACAAUCCCUUCGCAACGAUAACGCCCCCUAUGUCUUCAAUACCUGAGGAGACCACAAACAGUGAAUCUAUUGCCAACGAUGGUGUGAUAUCCACCAUGGAAUUUUGCAGCCUCCCCAAUGUCCAGGGGUUCAACACACCACCUACGCCACUUGCAGCCGCGAAUGACUCAGAAGAGAUACACUAUGAUAGCCUUAACAUUCUACCCUUGGCGCGAUCUUGCGAAGUAGAUGAUCAGUUUUCCACAGCUCAUGACAGUCACUCUCUUGAGGCCUCAGAAAGGUCCCGCUCUAAUAUUCAAGCCAUAUCAGCAAACUGCAUCCGGGAAGACUUUCUGGAAAUACUCGAGGUCAACUUAUCCUACUGGAAAGAGAACGGUCUAUGGGGGCAACAGAAUCUUCCAAACCCCCUUGAAGGCUCCGGCCACGAGAAUCUAAAAAUCGUCUACUUAUGUUUAUGUCAGCUCGACCGCUCUAUCCAAACUGAUCCAAUCCGAGAACGUGUAGCGUUGGUAAUUCUUUACCUGCAAUUUCAGAAUACGGUCAAUAAUUGGAAGAUGCACGAUUCACUAGAGGAGAGACCAGGACGGAAGCAGCUCGGCAUUGGGCAGGGCAAAUUGACUAGAAUGAUUGACUCUGUUCUUCGGAACAGUCAUCCCGACUGGGACCAGUACAAUGAUAAACGCAAAACAUAUUUACGAGCCCGAUUCCACAAUCGCAAACGCUAUGGAAAAAGGUGGUCCAUCUUGACAGAGGAACUUGGUCCCGCCAUUUUAUUCUUAUGCUCUCCAAUACUAGCCAACACCGUGAGGGAUACUUCUGUCACCUUGACGGAGCUAAAAAUAAUUUCAUCGACGAUUCACGAAGAUAACAGAAACAAGAUGAAUCUUCUCGAGCCUAUGCAGCUGAUCGCAGAUGAUUUACUCCAUGGCAGAGCAUGCACCAAUCAUGAUGUACACAGAGUCAUGUUGGAGCUUCGUUAUGCAGCUCAACCAUGUUAAUGCAUUCCAUGGUGGAGCAUUAUCCUUAGCCCAAUGGCCUUCUUUCCUUUUC
Talaromyces proteolyticus is the source of this 1813-nucleotide messenger RNA. RefSeq lists its product as uncharacterized. Bases 142 to 1761 code for a protein of 539 amino acids. The record is from RefSeq and is a predicted model, not a curated record. The transcript has 5 exons. Lineage: Eukaryota; Fungi; Ascomycota; Eurotiomycetes; Eurotiales; Trichocomaceae.